AUGGGCCUCCAGCACCGUCUAACACUUGGGUUAGGUGUCUUUGUCUCAUUUUUUAUAUCAGCAGCGCUUGCACGAGACGCCGAUUCACCUAGCUUGUCCGAGUAUCCCGACUGUGCAGCGGAAUGCAUCGCCGACGCCCUCCAAGGAGGCUUCUGCGCCCCCAGUAACCAGACAUGCCUAUGUACAGACCAAGGGUUUCAGCAGAACCUCACCACUUGCGUGUCUGCGGGCUGUACCAUACCCGAAGCAUUGGCGGCCCAGAAUUCGAGUUUAGCAGCGUGCGGUGCUCCGAUACGUGACCGCGCGCAACAGUUCGUCCACCUCACUAACGCCCUCGCUAUAAUAACGGGAGUCUUUGUUGCCGUUCGAUUUGGAUACAAGAUGAUCGUGUCGACUGUCCGCCUGGGUAUAGACGACUGGCUAGUGCUGGCAAGCAUGCUCUCCUUUGUCCCCACCGCUGUCAUCACUGUCUAUGGCACAACGCCCAAUGGCCUCGGCAAAGAUAUUUGGACUCUCACGCCUUCUAGCAUCACGGCAAUAACUCGGUUUUGCUACUUCCUAGGUAUCCUUUACUUCGUGCAGAUAGCGUUUGUGAAACUAUCCAUUAUUAGCUUCUACAUACGCAUCUUCCCUGCUCAGGAAACCCAACGCCUGCUCUGGGGUACCUUUAUAUUCACCUCGGUAUGGGGAUUUGCGUUUGUCCUUGUCGAUAUCUUUUCCUGCCGGCCUAUCUCGUACUUCUGGCACCAGUGGGAUGGACUCCACGAGGGUACAUGUACCGAUUCAAACGCUACUCUAUGGUCACACGCGAGCUUCAGUGUCGCCCUGGACUUUUGGAUCCUCGCCGUGCCUCUGUGGCAGUUGCGAAGUCUUCAGCUUCACUGGAAAAAGAAGCUCAGUGUAGCUAUCAUGUUCAGCGUUGGCACCCUAGUGACUAUCGUGAGUAUUGUUCGUUUCCAGGCGUUAGUGCACUACGGAAAGUCCAUGAAUAAGACAUGGGAGCUAUACAACGUGUCUAUCUGGUCCACCAUCGAGAUCACCGUUGGCAUCAUAUGCGCCUGUCUUCCCACCAUCCGCGUAGUUCUCGUCAGAAUCUUCCCCAUUCUGUCCACCGCUUCGGCGCAACACAGCAGAGGCAAUCAAUACAACGAGCAGAGCAACGGCCCUCAGCACACGGGUAGCAGAGCGCGGGCCCAAACGGUUGCAACCGUCAGCGCUGAUCGACCGAAUUCCGAAGAGGAGCACGACGUGGAAGCCCCGGGCAUUAUUUUCCACAAGACUUACCGUUUGCGAUACAGCGAGAGUGAUGAGAUCGCCCUCGUUCCUUUAAGGCCACACGAAGAGGGGAAGCAGUGA
Fusarium vanettenii 77-13-4 is the source of this 1356-nucleotide messenger RNA. RefSeq lists its product as uncharacterized. The transcript has 4 exons. The coding region runs from base 1 to 1356 and encodes 451 amino acids. NCBI's taxonomy places the organism in Eukaryota, Fungi, Ascomycota, Sordariomycetes, Hypocreales, Nectriaceae. The record is from RefSeq and is a predicted model, not a curated record.